Molecule: messenger RNA, 2298 nt
Organism: Fonticula alba
Lineage: Eukaryota; Rotosphaerida; Fonticulaceae
Product: ATP synthase subunit alpha, mitochondrial
Exons: 4
Coding region: 129-1811 (560 amino acids)
Biological process (GO): proton transmembrane transport; proton motive force-driven ATP synthesis
Molecular function (GO): ATP binding; proton-transporting ATP synthase activity, rotational mechanism; ADP binding
Source: RefSeq, a predicted model, not a curated record
CCGCGUCUCGUCCCUGCCCCCACAGUUGUGCGCGCGCGCGCGCGCGCCCUCGCUCCCGUCUGCUGGAGGCCUUGCGUGUGACGCGGCGCGUACGCACGCGCGCCGUGCUCCCCACGCCUGUCCCUGCCAUGCGUGGGCCCGGCUCUUGCAUGGCAUGCGCACGCCCUCGCGCGCACACAUGGAGGAAGAUGAUUCCCGCUCUCCGUACCUCCCUCCGCCCCCUCGCCACCCGUGCCUUCUCCACCAGCGCCGUCAACGCUGCCAAGGCCGGUGCUGCCGCCACCUCCGAGGUCUCCUCCAUCCUGGAGCAGCGCAUCCUCGGCGCCACCUCCGACAUCGACAUCAACGAGACCGGUCGCGUCCUGUCCGUUGGUGAUGGUAUUGCCCGUGUCUACGGCCUGAAGAACGUCCAGGCUGAGGAGAUGGUUGAGUUCUCGUCCGGUGUCCGCGGUCAGGCCCUCAACCUGGAGGCCGACAACGUUGGUGUUGUCGUCUUCGGUGAUGACACCCAGAUUCGUGAGGGUGACACCGUCAAGCGUACCGGUGACAUUGUGGAUGUCCCCAUCGGCCCCGAGCUCCUCGGCCGUGUCGUUGAUGCCCUCGGUAACCCCAUCGAUGGCAAGGGUCCCAUCAAGACCACCCAGCGCUCUCGUGUCCAGGUCAAGGCCCCGGGUAUUAUCCCCCGCAAGUCCGUCCACGAGCCCAUGCAGACCGGUAUGAAGGCCAUCGACGCCAUGGUCCCCAUUGGCCGUGGUCAGCGUGAGCUGAUUAUUGGUGAUCGCCAGACCGGUAAGACCGCCAUUGCUCUGGAUGCCAUUCUCAACCAGCGCCUCGUCAACGAGUCCUCCGACGAGUCCAAGAAGCUGUACUGCGUCUACGUCGCCGUCGGUCAGAAGCGCUCCACUGUCGCCCAGUUCGUCAAGACCCUCGAGCAGUACGAUGCCCUCAAGUACACCAUCGUCGUUGCCGCCACCGCCUCCGAGGCCGCUCCCCUUCAGUUCCUGGCCCCGUACACCGGUGCCGCCAUGGGUGAGUACUUCCGUGACAACGGCAAGCACUCCCUCAUCAUCUACGACGAUCUGACCAAGCAGGCCGUUGCCUACCGUCAGAUGUCUCUGCUGCUGCGCCGCCCGCCCGGUCGUGAGGCCUACCCCGGUGAUGUGUUCUACCUGCACUCCCGUCUGCUUGAGCGUGCCGCCAAGCUGUCCGACGCCUACAAGUCCGGCUCCAUGACCGCCCUGCCCGUCAUUGAGACCCAGGCUGGUGAUGUGUCUGCCUACAUUCCCACCAACGUCAUUUCCAUUACUGACGGCCAGAUUUUCCUGGAGGCCGACCUCUUCUUCAAGGGUGUCCGCCCGGCCAUUAACGUCGGUCUGUCCGUGUCCCGUGUCGGUUCCGCUGCCCAGACCAAGGCCAUGAAGCAGGUCGCUGCUUCCCUCAAGCUCGAGCUUGCCCAGUACCGUGAGGUCGCCGCCUUCGCCCAGUUCGGUUCCGAUCUCGAUGCCACCACCCAGUUCCUGCUGAACCGUGGCUCUCGCCUGACCGAGCUCCUCAAGCAGGGCCAGUACACUCCUCUGCCCUUCGAGCAGCAGGUUGUCAUCAUCUACGCCGGUGUCCGUGGUCACCUCGACAAGGUCCCGGUCAACCGCAUCAUCGACUUCGAGGCCCAGUACCUCCCCUACUUCAAGUCCAACCACAAGGACCUGCUCGACGUCAUCCGCAAGGAGGCCGCCAUCUCCGCCGACACCGAGGCCAAGCUCAAGGAGAUCACCGAGAAGUUCAUCACCAACUUCCUCGCCUCCGAGAACUAAAUGCGCGCGCACCGCGUGCGUGUGUCACUUCCGCGGCCGAUGCUUUUCCUCCACGUCCCUCGCGCUCCCCCUGCGUGCCCGCCGGCGCGCCCUCCUCCGUCCCGUGUGUGAUGUCACACGGCCGGGCGGGGGGCGGCAGGGCUGGCUCGAUGGGCGGGGGGGCUCUUUGUCGCCCGGCUGUGCGCGGGCCUGUCUCUGUGCCCGGGCCCCCUCCCCCCCUCCCUCUCUUCCUCUCGCCGCCGAGAGGGCUUCCACCAGCAGGGGGGCGGGGGGGGAUCCGGAGCCGCGGGGCACAGCAGGCGGGGCCUCUGCAGGGCAGAGGAGAGCCUACAGGGUUUCGUCGGUCUUUUUGCCCUCUUUCCCGAGGGCGGAUCGCGUCUUCCCCACCCCCUCCCCUAUCCCCGCGUCCCUUUGAAGCUUUCCUCUUGUGAUGUUUCCCCCCUCUCAAUAUUACUCCCCCAUAUGAAGCCCAAAAUUCUCCCCAUCU